AUGCAUUCUAUAAUUAAAUCAAUUAUCAAAUUUAAAAGUAAAAUCAAUCAAUCAAAAAAGGAACCCAAUGAACAAAUCAUUCAUUCAAAAUAUCAAUUUAAUUAUUCAAUAAAUAAUAAUGAAUCACAAAAAAAUAAAAAAAAUAAUAGAAAAAUAACACGAAAAUCAUUAAUUAAUAGAUUACAUAAUAGGCAAUCAUCAAAUGAAAAAUCUAUAAAUCAAUAUAAUGAUAAUCAAUUAUCUAAUGAUAAAGAUGAUCAUUUAGAUGUAUUAGAUAAUCAUCAACAAAUUAAUGAUCAACUUAUGACAUCAUUAAAAUUAAUUAAAAGUCUACCUAAUUAUGAAGAUUUAUAUCAUGAUCAUAAUAAUGAUAAUAUGAAUGAUUAUCAAGAAUAUAAACAAACUAUACAACAAAUUAAUUCUAUCUUAUCAAAUCCAAUAAUCAUUAAUCCAAAUUAUACAGAAGAAGAAUUAAAUAAAGAACUUGAAAAACUCUUCCUAUUCAGUCAAGAUAAUAUGUUAACUCACAACGCAUAACGAGCUAAAGUCUAAACGGGCAAAACAGAAUUGUAAAGAUGGCUUUAUUAUCAAACAAUCAACACAUUAUUUAACUUUGUAGGUGGACAAAACAACUGCUUCACUUGACUCAUGAUCCCAAAUAUUGAAAUAUGAUUUCGUCAUUUUAAUUGUUUUAUAUUGUUUUGUUUUUUCUAAAAUAGACUCAAAACAGUUUAAGUAAGAACAGGUCAUCUCAGUCAAUCAUAUUAAAUGUUGGAUUAACAGAAAAUCUUAACAGAUUCCAUGUGAGGGAUUACCUUGUGACGCAGUUGGGUGCUUUCGUCAGUGUGUGAACUACCCACUUCCAGCCACUCUUCCUGAUUUCUUCCUCCGUUGGGAUCUGAUUUGUUCUCCCCCAUAGUUGGUUGUUUGGUGGUAGUGUCUGGCAAACGGAUCCGAAUUAUUUUGUGUAGACAACUGUUAAUAAACACUUGUAUCUUCUGGAUGACGGCUUUCGCAGUUCUCCAAGUUUUCGCUCCAUACAACAGAACUCUCUUGACAUUUACAUCGAAAAUCCUGACCUUGAUGUUGGUUGACAUUUGUUUUGAGUUCCAGAUAUUCUUCAGCUGUAGAUCUGCUGUUCUUUCUUUGCCGAUCUGCGUCGUCACAUCUGCAUCAGAUCCACCGUGUUUAUUAAUGAUGCUGUCCAAAUACAUCUUUCAAACCCUUAUUCUGAUAAUAAGUAGUAAAAACAUAGGAAAAAACUUCCUUUUUCCUGCACGUAUUCAAUUUGAUAUUUUCUUAAAAUAUGCAUGAAGAGUUUUUUAGUCAGAUGAACAAAUUUAUUGGAAUCACAUGAAAAAAAAACUCUGUUUCAUUGACAGCAGAAAGUCUCUAUGACA
Schistosoma intercalatum is the source of this 1400-nucleotide messenger RNA. The record is from the annotation of a GenBank genome assembly. NCBI's taxonomy places the organism in Eukaryota, Metazoa, Platyhelminthes, Trematoda, Strigeidida, Schistosomatidae.